AUGGAGAGCGAAGAUUCUUACCAAGAAAGUGAAGAUUAUUACCAAGAAAGUGAUCAGGAAGAUUAUUCCAUUGACGAGGACGAAGAGUUUAACGACGACAACAACAUUGACGACGAUGAAGAGUUUAUAAAGAACAACCAUCCUGAGGAAGAAUGUUUGGAGGAGAAGAACUAUACAGUUUUGAAGCAAGAAGAUAUUCGUCGACGUCUAGAGGAUGAUAUAGCCAAAAUUUCAUCUGUUCUUUCGGUAUCAAGAGAAGCAGCCAUCAGAUUGUUGUGCAGAUCAAAUUGGAGUGUAAUUGAAGUUCAAGACCGGUGGUUCAUGGAUGAAGAAAAGGCCCGUAAGGCUUGUGGAUUAUCAGAGAAUAAACCAGUUAUUCAGAAGACUUCAAAGAAAAAGUUCUUUUGUAGGAUUUGUUUGGAGAAAAAUGGCAAAAAGAAGGCUGUUUCAGCCGCUUGUGGUCAUCUAUUUUGCAAGGCUUGUUGGGAAACCUAUAUUAGGAUAUCGAUCAACGAUGGCCGGGGCUGUUUGAUGCUGAGAUGUCCUCAACCCUCCUGUGGCACACCGGUUGGUCAGGAUAUGAUUAAUUCUUUGGCAUCUGAUGAAGAAAAGAAAAAAUAUGACAACUAUCUUGUUAGAUCCUUUAUAGAGGACAAAAAGACUAUCAAGUGGUGCCCUGCACCAGGAUGUGAUUUUGCAGUUGAAUUCGUGCUUGGGAGUAGCAGUAGCGAUAGCAACUUUGAUGUUACUUGUGAUUGUUCACAUGGAUUUUGUUGGAACUGUUUGGAGGAAGCUCAUAGUCCAGCAGAUUGUGAAAUUGUGGCCAAGUGGAUGGUGAAAAACAGUUCUGAAUCCGAAAACAUGAAGUGGAUAUUGUACAAUUCCAAGCCUUGUCCAAGUUGCAAAACGCCAAUUCAGAAGAGUCAGGGUUGUAUGCACAUGACCUGUGCAGAACCAUGCCGUUUUCAGUUUUGUUGGCUAUGUUUAGGUCCAUGGUCGGAACACAUUACAGGAGGUGUUUACGGUUGUAAUAAGUAUCAGGAAUCCAAGGAUGAUGAAGCGAAAGAGUACAGUGAAGCUGAUAGGAGGGAAAGGGCUAAGUAUUAUAUGGAAAGAUAUGCACAUCAUUACGAGAGAUGGGCCGGUAACCAUUCCUCCAGACAAAGAGCUUUGGAGGAUAGGGAAACAAUGAAGACUGUUAAUAUUGAGAAGCUGAGUCAAAUCCAGACCCAAACCGAGGGAAUGUUGAAGUUUAUCAUCGAUGCAUGGGAUCAGAUUGUGGAAUGUAGGAGGGUUUUAAAAUGGAGCUACGCCUAUGGCUAUUAUCUACCUGAAGAAAAGCACGCAAAAAAGGAGCUUUUCGAGUUCUUGCAAGCGGAAGCAGAGGCUAGUUUGGAGAGACUUCAUGACUGUGCAGAGAAUGAACUUUUGGUACACCUCAAUGCAGAAGGUCCUUCGGAGGACUUCAAUGAUUUUCGUAUCAAGUUAGAUCGUCUGACUCGUGCUACUAGAAAUUACUUUCAUAAAUUGGUUACAGCACUAGGGAAUGGUCUUUCAGAAGUCGAUUCAUAA
Coffea eugenioides is the source of this 1572-nucleotide messenger RNA. RefSeq names its product probable E3 ubiquitin-protein ligase ARI8. Gene Ontology annotation, cellular component: ubiquitin ligase complex; cytoplasm. Lineage: Eukaryota; Viridiplantae; Streptophyta; Magnoliopsida; Gentianales; Rubiaceae. Gene Ontology annotation, biological process: ubiquitin-dependent protein catabolic process; protein polyubiquitination; positive regulation of proteasomal ubiquitin-dependent protein catabolic process. The record is from RefSeq and is a predicted model, not a curated record. Bases 1 to 1572 code for a protein of 523 amino acids. The transcript has a single exon. Gene Ontology annotation, molecular function: ubiquitin conjugating enzyme binding; zinc ion binding; ubiquitin protein ligase activity.